ACAUUUCAGUGAGUUUUAUUUCAGUGACUUUAUUAUUUACUUUACAAAACCUAGGAAAGGAGGCAAGGGUCCAUAUUUCUAGCUUCCUACUCCUAUCAUAAGUCAGGCUUAGUGUUAAACACUACUAAUUUGCAAGCAUUACUACAAAGCACAUAUUUUAUUUAAACAUUUUUGAAAAUUAAAUGAAUGGUUUUCCACAUUUCCUUGUUUCAAAUGAACCACUGCAAACAAUACAAUCCACAAAAGAAAGUCGCAGCCAAAACCAAAUUUCAUCAAUGUUACUGUUUGGCUAUCAUCAGCCUCCUGGAUUUACUUUAUUAUUACAAUAAAACAUUAACUCAGCAGAAUAUUCUAAUUCAGCAGAUAUUUUCCCUUCUGUGAGCUGAUUCUGAGGGUUCAGCACUGCCUAUACCGUCAAGAGCAUGGACCCUGACCCAGCAUUACAUACCUGAAAGAAAGGAACUUUUGACCCCUUUCAAGAGUCCUUCAAGUAGAGCAGGUUGUGAAAGCAGAAAAGGUAUUUAUUUAAACAGCACGGCAGCUUCCAAACCCUGGCUCUUUGUGACCAUAGGGAGCCAUUUGUUCCCGAGUGGGCAAGCAAAAGCAGCCUGUUUGUGCCAGCGUGUAUCAAAGCACUCCCUCCAUCCCCUCUUGAAGACGGUCCUUCAAACAGAGCUCUGAACCUUCAUUUGGAGAUGAUGGGUCACACCUCAGAUUUUCAAAGUCUCCCUGAGACACGUUAUUAAUAGUGAAUAUAGCACAGCAAUUAGGCAGUAUAACGAACCCAGCGCUUCAUAAGGGAGUGACUGCCUAACACAGCAGGCAGAAAGUGAGGGCUCAGAAAGCUGCGUGCUCUGCGUUUCACAGGAGUGUAACAGCAGCGUAAACGUACCACUCGGGAAGGAGGGACACGAAGGAUCCGAGUGCCGAGGAAACGCCUUCGGGGCUAUUUUUUUCCGGCGGCAUUGAGUACCCUAUGUCUCACAGACUUUCUCUGAAGUUGCGAGCGUUCAGAGUUCUCCUGUCUAAGGGCGAGCGCAGGGUGAAAGCAAGAGCCACCCAAAGCGCUGCUGCUCUGAAGGAAGAGACCACCCAGAGCAGCAAACACAGGGCACCGGGUCAGCAAACUCAGACCAUCCUUAACGUUUUUAUGAGACAACUACAGCACGUUUGGGAAGCCCAGGCAUCAUCCAUUCACUUGAACCCUCCCGGGGAGCUCUCACCCCGGCGCAGCUCGCUGAUGGUGCCACCUCCUCACGCUCCCCGCUGCCGUCUCCGCGCACCAGCUGCCGUCUCACAGAUAUGCCGCCCCUCCCUCACGCAAACUCCGCCUGACGAGCUCCCCCAGAUCCCACACAGCCCCGCAGCUGCGGACGAGGCACGGAAGACCACCCCGCCCGUUCUCCCAUGGGCUCCGACCGGCCGGACCCGUUCCCCCCGCCGCCGACCCGCGGCCCUUCCGGCCCUUCCGGCCCGCCCCCCGGUAUCCGGUCAGCCCCGCUCCGGGGCGGGCUGCGGUAUAAAGGCCGGGCUCGGCCCGCAGUCCCGUUCCCCAUGUCGUACUUCCUUCGCGGUACGCGGCCUCUCCGUUCCCUCAGGCGGAGUUACUUUCGUUCUUCAGCCCGGCGAGCGGAGGGUGUCUAUAUUCUGUUGGAGCGGAGGUGGAAAGCCAUGAUGUGAAGGGUGGAGAAUUUCCAAAGCAAGUAUUUCUUCUCUCUCCCAAAUGACAAAUAUCUUCUUGCUUUUCUGGAAGAGAAUAGGAACACCCUCGAGACAAUAUAGAAACAGGAUAUCGGAAAAAAUAGCCUCAAGAUGAACUUCUUCCUGGAGCUGCUCAAAGUUAUUGGACUUUCAACAUAUUACAUGCUGGAAUCACUGGUGUUUUUGUUUGUGCCUAAACGUAAGAAGAAUGUGAGUGGUGAAAUAGUAUUAAUAACAGGAGCAGGAAGUGGAAUUGGAAGACUCUUAUCCUUAAAAUUUGCCAAACUUGGAGCCACACUGGUUCUUUGGGACAUUAAUCAAGAUGGACUCCGAGAGACCUGUAGACUGGCUGAAGAAAAUGGAGCUGUAAGAAUACAUUCUUACAUCUGUGACUGCAGCAAAAGGCAGGAAGUCUACAGAGUAGCAGAUCAGGUUAAAAAAGAAGUUGGUGAUGUCAGCAUCCUAGUCAACAAUGCUGGCAUUGUAACUGGAAGGAGCUUUAUUGAAUCUCCAGAUUCACUUGUGGAAAAAACUAUGGAAGUGAACACAAUGGCACACUUUUGGACUUAUAAAGCCUUCCUUCCAGCAAUGAUAGCCUCUAACCAUGGACACUUGGUUAGUAUUGCGAGCUCAGCAGGACUGAUUGGAGUCAACCGUCUUGCAGAUUACUGUGCAAGUAAGUUUGCGGCCGUUGGUUUUGCAGAGUCCAUUAGUUUUGAGAUGAAAGUUCUGGGAAAGACUGGUGUUAAAACCACAACUGUGUGUCCUUACUUCAUAAACACGGGGAUGUUUGAUGGCUGCAGUACCAGGUGGCCGCUUCUGCUCCCCAUUUUAGACCCAGACUAUGUGGCUGAAAAGAUCAUGACUGCUAUUCGACGAGACCAAGCAAUUUUGGUACUACCACGCAGUUUGUAUUUCUUCUUUGCUUUGAAAAAUAUCCUACCAGUGAAAGUAGGCAUUCUCCUUGCGGACUUUGCUGGAGCCCUCCAUUUCAUGGAUAGCUUCAAAGGUCGCGCGAAGAAGGACUGAAAAUUGCACAAAACUCAGCAACUGAAUAGCAGACCUUAUUAAAGGUGGUGGUGGGAAAGGUCUGCUUCUCUAGCAGCUGUGAACUUAAGGUGCCUCACUUCUACUUAAUAACAUUUUUAAAGAAAUUGAUUUUUAAUUAGCUCUUAAUCAACAGCUUUCAUGUGAGCUUUUUUUUAUCCAACGAACUGUUUUCUUUUUCCCUCAUUAUGGAAGUAGGAAAAUUGAAAUGCAUUCCUUUGGUAAUAUCUGUUAUAAUGCCUUAAAUAUAAUUCUGCUUCACAAACCAAUAAUUAGCAGUUUGGGGGGAGAUGAUCUCAGGUCUCACGGGUGUGACAAUGGAUGCCUUGGGGAACAAAAGAAUGUAAAUGACAUUUGUGCUGCUAAUUGACUUCUUGUCUAAUUUAUUUUAAAAGCUAAUACUAUGCCUGCAACUUUGCAAUGAAAUCUUAAUAUCUUAUGAGUGCAAUAUUUUAGGAACAAUUUUAACUUUUAAUCUCCUGUGUAGAUAUUGUAGUUACAAAGCAUUACACCACUAGUAGAGAUGGGAUGUCAAACAUCUUGCCAAGUAAGACAACAGAAAUACCUUUGCUACUAAAGCCAAAGGUAUUACAUGGUGUAACUGGGGCUUCUCCUAGGACUGUUUCAGAAAGGAAUGAUGGUGUGUGAACAGUGAAUAGGAUCACUAGAACGAUAGCUUGAGUAACAGCAGAAUGUUUUGCUCCUGAAUUGGGGAGCAGGCUGUCUUCUAUCUACAGAGACUUGUUUUAUUUGCAUUUAUUCUUAGGACUAUCCUCAGGUAUGCUGUGGGGGAGGCCUUCCUUUUUGACAAUGACCACUUAGAGCCCCCCCCACUUGACUUUCAUUAGACCCAAAACAAGAAAAAGGAAGGUUAUAUAUUAUGCUACUUAUAUAUAUGCUGGUUAAACCAGUCUCAUGUCACAGUAUUCCAUUGGCAAUGCCUACAAACUAAGACUAUAACGUGCUUUAGCAUGAAAUUAAUUGCAGACAGCAUGGAGAAAGGGGUGAUUGGGGGUUGGACUCAAGGAUCUCUAGAGGUCCCUUCCAACCCCUAAAAUUCUGUGAUAUAAAAAAAAAAAAGAAUAAAAAACUUGUUUUCCCAUGAUGGCCUAGAAACUACUGUCAUUUUUCUUGCCUAUAAUUAAUGAUGUUUUUACUGACUGAGAAGAGUUUAAGUUGAACUAUUUUGCUAAUCAUGAGCAAGAAACACAGGGUCAAACAAGAAUGUUAGAAGUAGCUUUACGGUUAUGAUGGAUUGCUGAGAGGUAGAAUUCAGACUGAUAAAGAAAAUUUGUCUCAGCUGUUCUCUCAGAUCUUCUGUUUCAGAAAUUCUGCUCAGUUUGCAGUUCAAUUCAGGAAGUUGAAGUUAUUAAUUAGAAAAUACAUGCCUAUAAAUUCUGUCAUGUGUACAUAGCUCUAUUUGCUAGUAAUAAAAUCAAUCACCAAUUUACCCGUGUGGUGUAUGCAUGUCUUGCAGGCUCCUCACCUCCUUAUGUUAACAGCGUCCAUUUUUCCUCUUAACGUGGAGGAUCUUUCCUAGGAAUGUGUUGGAGGAGAACGUCUCAUAAGGAUUUUACAAAAUCACUGAGUUUGAAAGGUAGCUAUACUUAAAGCAAGGUCAAUCAGUGAGUUGCUCAAUACUGUCUCCAUACUCCAAUAGACUCUACAACCACUGUCGGAUGGCCUGUUGCAGUGCAUGUGACUACACACAGUUUAAAAAAAAACUUAUGUGGAAUGUAUGGUUUCUUUUUUUUCCUCCAAUUUUUGUCCAUUACCUCUUGUCCUUUCACUGGCUGCCAUUAAGAAAAGUCUGGUAUAGCUAUUUAAAAACUCUGAAGGGAAGAGCCAUCUGGAGUGGAGCUGAGGCAGUAGUAACAGUUGUAUUGAUCACAUAAGCAAGACUCUUGUCCAGAAACUGAAACUACUUCAGCUGCACGAUUAACAGUAAUUUAGCUAGCAAGAAAAAAGCAUUUUGUGUUUUUUUUCUAUUCUUGGUACCUUUAACUAGCAAUUUCUUUAAGCAGGAUUAUUCCUGAGAGCAAAUUGACUCGGACAGAGUAGAUGUAGGUGCAAACAGCUUCUCAAGCUAUCUCAUAGUCUAGGUUUGCAUUUUAGAGAUGAGGAUCUGACAAAUCAGUUCAGUCUGCUUGCUGACAUAAAACUAAGCUCCUGUUCUGUAUUUGUUUUAAAAUGGAAAAUGAUGGCCCUAUAACCUGUUUGCGCAGCUGGAAGAAAUGGAUAUCAUCAUAGUGAUCUAGGCAACUGGAGUUCACCUCUUACAUUUCUGAACAGAGGCUUUCUUCAUCUCAGGCUUGAACAGUAGCAAGAAGUAAACAAGCUUUAUUGCAAAACAACACAGGAUCUUUAUUGCUCAAGUGUUCAGAGUACUAGCACAGGUGUGAUGGUUGCUUUGUGUGACUGGAAGAUAACAUCCUGUCCUGUUGGUGAUUUGACCUCCAUAAAUACCAAACAUAUCUAAUGAGACAGCAUGGCAGGUAUGUAAAGAUGUGUCUUGGUGGUCAAGAGAGACUUUUUCCAUGUUCGGGAGAAGGUAUGAGGUAUGUGCUUGUAUCUUUAGCUACCAUAUGAACUUAAGAUCACAGAUGUUCUCUUCCAGCAAGAUGAUGGUUUUAUGUUCCUGAUGCCAAGAAGCGCUCUUGCCUCCUGCACCCAGCAAGGAAAGUCCUCACAGAAAGAUCUCUGUGAGACCCAAGCCAGAAGGUAGAACAUGAAAUGGAAAAGCAUCUUAGUUGUGACAGUAUCAUAUCUAACAACAGCAUAGAGCUGCCUUUUGAAACACAUCAGGCAACUCCCACAAAGAGUUUACUGUUUCUAUGACUACUGUUUGAAACUCUUAAUGCUGGGUGGGACCUCAGUCACUGCAUUAGAACAAAGUUGACUGGGAUGGCAUAGUUGGCUUGACAGUCAUUGAUACAGUAACUCAAAGACAGUUCAGGAUAUGGUGUUGUGUUACCUGCUGCUACUUUCCUAUGUGCAAGUUCAUAUUCUUGCGGUAGCAAAGAUCUUACUACUCACUAAUGCUUCAAAGCAUGGAGAACACCAUUUUCCUUGGUGCUGACUUGAUUCUGAGAAUGAGACUGAGGAGAAAAUGAAAAGCUAACAGCUGAGAUAUAGGCUGUGUUAUUACUUAUUUUGUGAAUUUGGUAAUCAUUUCCAAGAGCAAUACACAGCUGUAUGGAAGCUGGUCUUCACAGUCUGUUCUCAUUUUAGGAAGGAACCAAGCAGGUACCUUUUUUCUGGUAGCUUCUGGCAGUUGAUCUUUGGAAGACAGCCAUGUCUGUUGUCCUGCUGCAAGGCAGGAUAGGAGACCUCUGUCAGCAGAUACAGCUAGCAGCAACAACCAAGGUUCCUGCAUAGCAAACUUUGUCUGUUGGCACUGUAAAUGUCACUGCUAUUAUAUAGGUGGUGAAACCCUGGUGAUGGUGCAGUUCCAUUGGGGUGAAUUUGCAUUAAGUGCAAACUAAAAGAAGCUUGCUCAGAAAUUAACAUGGUGAGAUAUGAUAGCUGAGGCAUCUGUGUGUGCGGUCUUCAAAGAGUACUGCCUGGAAGUGGGAAAUCCCGGUGGAGAGCUAACAAGGUGGGUCUUCCCUAGAUUAAUUUUAACAAAUACUCAUUGCAUUACUUACUGAUCUGUCUGUAUAUUUCUGGCAUGUUAAUGGUUGUCCCUGAGGCAAUGCAUCAUGUACAGUUAAAUUGCACAUCUGAUUCCAGUUAUGCUACAGUUAUUGUAAAACAGCAUACCUGUGUUUUGGGAAGCUCCUAACUAACAAUUUGGGCGAGAGCCGACAGUUCCAAGUAAAGGCUGUGUAUCCAGAAGGAACAAAUAUCAGCAGAAUUGCCAGGUGAGGUGCUUGAAUAAUUUCCUUCAGGAUAUAAUGUGAUUUCUCUGCUUUGGCAUUGAGUCAGCCUGUAACAGCAUGAGAGUAAGGCACCAAAUUGAAAUCUUCUGUGUUACAACUCCCUAAAAAAUGAACGCCAAGUUAAUUUCACACACACACAAAAAUUGUAAGUACUAAAAAAAAAACAUGCUGAGCUUCAGGUAAUGCACUGAAUGUUUUUCAGCCUGAAGUUUGUCUAAGCUGUACUUGUGUUUCUUUGGUAUAGAUAACACUGUACAGUUAUGGAUUUGCUCCACGUAAAUGUGAAUAUGAUUACACUUGAACUUAAGGCUAAGAUUACCUGCAUCUGAUACAAGGUUAUUCAUGUGAUUCUGUAGUGACAAGAAUAGCAUCUGCAACUUGUGGGGAAAAAAAAAGUUGGUGUGUAUGAUGUGCUUGAGUGUUGAUUCAUACUCAGGUGUCAUUUAUCUGUAGGUUUCUGAGUAAAUUCCUUCUUAAACAAUUAAGAUGAGCACUUGUUUGAAAAAAAGAGAGCAAGAUUAACAUAGCUGACUGGAAAUUGUGAUGUCCUGUGUUUUCAGUAUGGCUUACAUCUCUAAAGAUAGAGACAGUCACCAAAUGAGUAUGUUAUUCUGUAAUACAGAGUGAAUGUAGCACAAGUAUUAUACUAUAUGCAAGUACUGUGUAAUACUUGUGUGUAAUACAAGUGAAAGUGUGAAGGGAAUACUUGAAGCAGGUAGAGCAUGCGUGUAGAAGUGAUCAUCAUCUGUAGCAACAGUCCUGUCCCAUGCUCUCUUAUAUUCUGGAAUACCGUAAAAGUGUGUAUACAAAAUCACAAGCCUUACCAUGAAUAUUUACACAUUCUCCACCUUAGUCAGGUGGACCUCUGCAUUUUUCUCCUUUUGAUAGUGUUCUCUUAAUACCAAAAAGAACACUAAAAUUACAUGUAGAUCAAGGGAACGAGCAAUGAGAGAUGUUCAGGAAUCACACCAUUCCUUGGCUGAGGAUUUUGAAGGAGAUGUAACAGAACAAUGAGCCAUGCUUUUAUCAACCAAAUAUGAGCUUUCUUCACAAUUUUGAAGUAUCUGAUUCAGCCACUUUGAAAUCCAGGGAAUGAUCCUGAAGAAUCCCAUGCUUACAUUCCCAAGUGUGAACCAUGAGAGCUUUUGAGUGGGCUCACUGAAGAAAAUCUGCAGCUAUCAGGGCUUUGUAUUCAUGCUUUCCACGUAAUCUGCCUUAUAAGUUACCCUUUGCCACAGGACCAGUCUCUAGAUGGUAAACAUCUACAAAUAUUUUUAGAUAACAUUUUCACACCAAUAAAACUACAAUCACUAAAUUGUAAAACAACUGUAACCUAAACCAAUGACUUGAGGUGGCGAAGAGUCUCAGAAGGGGCAGUAGCUUAAAUGGUUCAUUGCAGAGACCAUUUGAGGGCAGAGAAUGCUGAAAGGUUAAGUUAGUCUGUAAUUACGGAAGUAGCUACCUUUCUUUCCCCACUGUGUAAGAAAGCUUUUAUUUCUGGUGGGAUGCACUGAUAACAACUGCUAAUCAGAGGCAGAGUUAUCCUCUUACUUUACCCUGCAUCUAACUUUCUUUAUCCUACAUCUAAGUUCCUUCAACCAACUGUUCAUGGCACUGUGUCAGUAAUGACUUACUAGCACUUCAAGAUUUCUGGAAAUUCCUUGGCUCUCCUCCUGUUACCACUCCCAAGUUGGAAUACAAGGAAACUUGGCUGGAAAAUAUUAACAACCUUUGUGUUUUGUCUGCAUAGAGAAAAGAAUUGCUAUAAAUCAACUGCUGCUAGCUUGGAUAUUUUAAAGAAGAUUAGCAGAAUGAAUUGAUUUUUAAAUUCCCAUAAAGAAUAAGGUUGUUCCACAAAAUAAAUUUUCUUAAAGGAAACAAAAACUUGUAAGUCUACAUACAUGUACACUGUGCCUGAUUUUAAGAUGAAGUUAAUAGAAUGCUAAAUGGUUAACUUCAUCAGUCUGGAGACUACUGGCAAUUGUGACUGAUGGUUUGAAAAUGAAUUUGAGGUAGAAAUAAUAAUAAAAAAGGCAAAUCAUAGUCACAGUCAGUACGGUGUUGAUAACACUUGUUUGGCUCUUAUGAUUUGUAUCUGCUGUGAUCCAAUAAAGAUCAUAACUUAGCAGUGGCUUCCCACUGAGGGACUUAAAGUACACAGGAUUAUAUACCAUUUAGAGACAUACGUUGUGCCCUUGCUUUUUUUUGCAAGUAUCUGGAUAUCUGCAUUUUGCGUGUGGUGACAUUCUGAAUAUUACCUCUGCAGGUAAGAAUUCCAAGAAUCAUCAGGUCCAACAUCUACUAAAGCAGACAAAUACAGUUUAAUGUUGAAGAUGUGGGAUGUUCAUGGAAAAAUAUGUGAAAGAAUAUCUUUGAAUAAAUCUCAGAUAUGUUCUGCAAACAAUGUGCUUAUCAAAAGAUGACUCUGAAGGCUUAUGAGAGACAGCAAGCAUGGUUAGAUGAGCAAACCUGGCUUGGAAUUGUGCCAUAUGCUUGGACUUUCCUACACAAAAAUUUUAAUAACAAAUCACACUUGUUCUAAAAACAAGAACAGAGAGAAUUGUGCACUUGUUCAUUUGGAUUGAUCCUGCCAAGUGAUGAACCUUUGCUGCAAUAGCAUUGCUACAAUGAGAAGUUACACAGACUCAUAACUUCAAAUAAUCCUUUUUGGCAUUGUUUUUCUCUGCUCUCCAGGACUGAGAAUUUAGCCAGCAAAGUGUUGUCAGGGGCUUGCUGGAGGAUUUUGUCUAAGAAGACCCCAACAAUGAAGAUGAGAAAAAUCUAUUGGGCAAGGGUGAAGAGAGGCUGAGAUACUGCUGCUGCUAUCCAUGUGGGAGGGAGGAGAGCUGAAAAUGGGCUUCUCUUGAGGAUGGAGUCAGUCCCCCAGAAUCUACUAAACUAUACAACAGAGGCCAAAGUAAACAACAUCCAGCAAGUAUUUGCAAAUGUAGAAAAAGCUUAGCUUUUCCCUCUGCAUGUAGUAGAUUCUGUCCUCUUGACAGCGAUCCUCUGAGGGUAACUGUGAUAAUAUUUUCUUCAGGUACUGAAGGAACCAUCACUGGUUAGGCUAAGCAGUACAGAUCUGCACCACAUUAGGUGGAGAAGGAAACACACUGUAUGUUGUCAAAGUUCACAACAGUGGCUCGGAGAUGAUCUUUUCUCAGUGCUUGCUUGCUUGUCAGCAGGGCAGCUGCUGUUACUGCUGCUGACAACAGGCUUACACUUUUCUUCUGGCAUCUGGAGAAAGAAGGUAUCAACACUGAAAGGAAGAGUCUAAAAGAAGGCAGUUGGACUGCAUUAGUUAAAACUUACCGUGGUAAACUGGGUUUGGUUUGUAUGUCUCACAAAGUCUGUUUGUUUACAAAAAACACUAAGAUUUGUCAAAUCAUGACAAUAGGUUCUCCAUGCUUUUUUCCUGACAGCUGAUUGGACAUGUGCAGUCCCUAUGGGGGAACAGAGGCUGGUAAAGUUUUCCAUAUGGCUUGUAUUUUUUUUUCUUCUCUCUACCAUCAACAAUCUGGAAAACAGCUAUUUGAAACUUCAAGAUUACAGAACACUCUUCUACAUGUGACCUCUUUUGGGAGACAGUCUCGCUGGGUGGAAAUAUUCUAUUACUUUCCACGUUACCAACUGGAAAACAGUGAAACAUCCCUGACCAGUAUUUCUCUAGAUGCCAGUGAGAAGUCCCCUGUAUGGACCACUUGUGCACAAGGAACUGUUUAUUAAAGAAGAUCUCAAAACAGAUGGUUGAAGUCACAGCAAAAUCUGUGCAGAUGAUAGCAGCAAACCUUAAUUGCAAUGACUCUAAAUAGGAUGGCAGGGGAACUCUCCUAGCUGCAGAACAUUUUUUUGCUGGUCAGCCUUGACAGCUCACCAUUUCUUGAGGAAGCAGAGCCAAUCUAUUACUUUUAGCACUUCAGCAGGUGAUUAACCAGCAGCUGAGUCAUCCCUGGCCAGGGCUAGCACAUCCCAAACCAGGGGAGGGGUGGAUUGCUGGGGAAAGGAAGCACAACAAAUCUUCCUCUACUAAUUCAUGCCAUCUGGAAGUGACAGCCUGUGGGCCUACAGCUUUAUUUGCAAAAUAUUGUUUACAAUUUUUAUUACAAGGACUAUAGGGAAUAAGACUUAAUUAUAUUUAGCAGUUCAUCAUCAUUACACAAACUGUUGUUCAGCAUUCAGCUUCAGAAAACAGGAAGCAAUACUCAGAAGAUUGGUUUCUCAGGUUUUUUUUUUUUUUUCCAGACUAUUGUUGGUAAGAUGUCAAACAAUUAGAUGGGAAAACUGGAAUGGAACCCAGUGUCAUGCAGUUGGAGUCUUUUGGUGUGAGAGGGCUUUUUGGUGAGCCACAAAGGAUAUGACUGUUGCAGUCUUGACUCAUCAAUUUCACUGGUGAUAAUCCAAGCUUGUACGGGAGGUCUCUUGGCGCAAGAGUUUGUAAUAGAAGGGCAACAAACACAGAUGAUCCACUGCAAAGCAGACGCUGUGCAGUGCCUGCAGCUCACGUGUUCCAGCACUUGCACAAUCACUUUAAGUGCAAAAUUACAUAAAACCAGCAUUAACCCUACCAGAACUGUUCUCCUUAAGCUGCAGGGUUAGCAGUUCUAAUCAAGUGAAGGAGCCCACAAGUGUGAGAACUAGCAUAUGGCUGAAGGUGCAUCUAUGCAAAGGCAAAAGGAUUGGUGAAAAGGGCAAGAUCUCCACUUGGCAACAGGAAGCUGUUCAAUAGCUCAGCUGUCCAAUUUAGCUCUCAGUACAACACUUUGUUGCCAGAUCUGAGCUGCAACUUUAUAUAUAUAUUAUCACUAUCAACUAAUAUAAAGAUAAGUUCCUUUCCUUACAGUACAACUAAUAAUCAAACACAAAAUGCUGCAAGAUAAAUGUACACAGUGGAUUAUUCAUUAACCCACAGUGGAAGAAAGCCAAAUUCAUAAACAAAGUAAUACUUUAGAACACUUGGUUACAGUCAAAAUAUGUCUUGAAUACUACUUUGAUCUGUUGUUUCCAUUGUAGGGAACCAUCCAUUGCAGUUCCACCCCGACAUGGGGCUGGGUGGAAUUUCUGCCAUAAGUUGGGGUGAGCAAGUGGACAAGUUUGUUCUCUCAAAAGACAGACUGCAGUCUACCCUCAGGACAAGGGAACUGGAUAAGAAUGAGGCUCCAGGAUUCUAUAAGGGUGCAUGAAUGGAUGCAAGAUAAUCCCACAGUCUUUCCUUUCUGCCUCUGCUUCCCCAGACAGGAGGAAGAGCUGGGAACUGAGUACGUGAUGCAGGUUCUAGAGGAAGCUAAUGAAAGCAUACAAGCAUCCAGUGUGAUAUCAAGAGGUGAAUGUCAGGAUAUGGAGACAGAUCAAACAGCUGUGCACCUCCAUACUACAACCACAGCCUGAGAUAUGCUAAGAGCCCAACACUCAUAGGAAAGAAACUGCCUGAGAGCACAGCUUUCCCUUCUGAGAAUCUCAUCUGAAGUGCAGCAUGUGUGCCUGGAGCUACAAAUUCAAGAGUCAGUGGCAGCACUGGGGAUGCCCCAGGCCUAUAGAACAGGGCACAGACUGCACCUUCCCUGCCCACACACAACAGCUGUGACUGAGGCACAGACUCCACAUGCAGACUUGGGAGCUCUACUACCUCCAGUGCAAGAGAACUUCUAAGUGAUAUUCAAAAAAAGUGGAGGAGCUUUGGCCUAGAUAUAUGCUUUUUUUUUUUUUUAACUAAAGAAGUCUGAUUUUAGAUUGGCAAUAGCAUUGUUUUCUGGAAGAUUUUUUUUUUAAGAUAUUAUUUAAUAAAAACAAAAUUUUAAAACAAAAUACGCUGUUGUAAAAUCUGCAAAUACUCUCAAGCUAUUCUAUUUUUCCAUUCAGUAUCCUGUUGGCUUGAAUUAUCCUUAUAAAUGAUACUAAGUUUAAUAACAUCCAAAUAGUUUAAACAGGUCUCAAAGAAGAGGGGAAAAAAUGCUUCAUCUUGAGAACUGAAAUGUGAUUGCCUUGACAGAGAGGAAACCAGCACACAAUCAUAUGCAUUCACUGAACACUGACAAAUAAGUGUCUUGAGGGUCUGGUUUUUAUAGUACCUGAGAAAGAAGAGUACCCUUUAUAUAAGCUGCCUGUCAGGAGUAGAAAAAUACUACUUGGGUUUCCUAUUAGCAUCUCCCCUGAAUCAAAAAGUACUGCAGCUGUGCUGGAGGGCCAGAGGUAGACAUUUUCACUUAAUGGCAAAGCUGAUCAUUAGAGGCAGAAUCAUUAAGGCUGGAAAAGAGCUCUAAAGAUGAUCUAGUCCGCUAGCACAAUACAUUAGAAUAAGAACAGUGAUGCCUUCCAAUAAAUUCAUUACAGAUAUGAUUGAGAUGUCUCUGUUGAGAAACAAUAGGGGUAAUACUGCUAAAAGAAAUGAAAAUUAAAAUACAAACAUAGUUUAAAAAACAGCGAGAUAGCAUUUUAAUUUAUUUUGAAGUGCCCAGUUCCACACAAAACCCAGUGCAGGAAGCCUGGAGCUGCUCCCCCUCCCUCCCCAGCAUACCCUCUCUGGGUGGGAAACCCCAAGGCCACAGCUCUGCUCCUGCCCCCACCACACACUGUGAACACAGGUUGCUUAAUAAGCAACCAAUUGUACCAUGCUAGUAAAAAUACAUUCUUGGCAAAGCACUUGAUUUGGCUCAAUCUCACUUGACGAAAAGUGGUUUAUUAAAUUAGGUCAAUUUGCUUACCUAAAGUUCGCUGAAACUGUUCUUGCAAUGCCACAUGUUGAGCAUCCUUCUAAAGGCUCACAGAAGAGCACCUGCAAGCUGCCAAUGUCAGAAGCAUCAAUCCCUGACUGAACAGCAGCUUCUGUUUCUCUCUUCCAGAAAUGUGAAUGCUGAG
Molecule: messenger RNA, 13481 nt
Organism: Phasianus colchicus (ring-necked pheasant)
Lineage: Eukaryota; Metazoa; Chordata; Aves; Galliformes; Phasianidae
Source: RefSeq, a predicted model, not a curated record